AUCUUUACCACCUCUCACCAUUCUCGUCCCUUUUCUCUACCACAAAGUACAAUCCUGGAAGCCAAAUCUUUCUUCUGAUAGUUGAUGUACACAGUGCCUGCUCAAUCAAUUCUAGGACGUUUUUUCUCCAAUCCCGGUGUUCAUGCGGAAAAAUUUUCGGAUGUUCCUACGGGACGACCACGAAUUCAUAUUGUGGAAGGAGAUAGCUCAUCGAAAAGUGUGAGGGGAAUUGAGAGCAUUUACAGUGCUUCCGGUACCCAGCAAACCCUAUACGAUGAUCCUCCACUCUCAGCAUCGCUGCCUCAGUCCUUUCCCUCCAAUUCAGCAGUAUCACCCGCUGCCAUGUUCCUUUCAGGCUUCAGUGCUUCGCCUUCAACGCUUUCACUUCCUGACGAUGAAGGUGAGGCUGUUGCAGACUACAUACUUGGCCCUAUCAUUGGCUAUGGUGGAUUCUCCAUCGUCAGACGUGCAUCCUCCAUUUCCGGUGGAGUGGUCGCCAUUAAAAUUGUGCGUCGCUCCGAUCUUUCUAAGCAGGGAAAUAUCGUCCGUGCUCAAAAACGCCUCGACCACGAGACACGCAUAUGGUCCUCGCUCAACCACGAACAUAUUUUACCUUUGUUCACUUCGAUGCACAAUUCGUACGCCGACUUUUUUGUCACACUCUACUGUCCCGCAGGCUCGCUGUUUGACAUUUUAAAGCGGGAAGGGCGACCAGCAUUGCAGCAGGAUGAUGCUGGGAUGAUGUUCCGACAGCUGGUGAGGGGCACUCGGUAUCUACAUGAGGAUGCGAGGAUAGUUCACUGUGAUAUGAAGCUAGAGAACGUCCUCGUAGAUGAAAGCGGUACAUGCAAGAUCACGGAUUUUGGGAUGGCAAAGGAAAUUGGCGAGGCCAUUGAGGCUGACGAGGAAGAGGAGGAGGAAGAUCGGGAAAAUGCGGGUGGCUUCGUAGAUAUAUCCUAUGGAGUCCAUCGUGCUGCUUCUGUAUCUUAUGCAACUCCACUUGCCAAACUUAGGCUUCCUCUUCAUGAUUCUUCCAUCAGACCUUCAGGACGCGGUCCACGUCAUCGUAACUCGACUACCACGUCGACGCCACACAGUUUGCCAAAAAGAGUCUUUCAACCUGGUUCUCUUCCUUAUGCUGCACCUGAACUCCUUCUUCCGCCCUCUAACUCCGAACCUCGCCUGCCUCAUCCCGCUCAGGACAUGUGGGCUCUAGGUGUCAUGUUAUACACCCUUCUCUCCGGUCGAUUGCCGUUCCUUGAUUCUUUUGAACCCCGGCUUCAGAUGAAAAUUAUGCAUGGGGUUUUUCAAAUGCCUUCCGGAGUCGGGCGUGGUACUGAACGAAUUCUUCAAGGUCUGAUGGACAAGGACGCGGCGACUAGAUGGACUGUAGCUAUGGUGGACGAAGUCGCUUGGGGCGUCGGGUGGGGUGACGAAGGUGACAGUGUUCCUGUCACGGAUGAGGAGUUACGGCAGGAAACGACUGUUUCCUUCAACUCACGUUCACAGUCUCGACCACACGUGUCGCUUUCAUCUACCUCUCCAAUAGCCGAAGUUGAAAGCGAUGUGCCCUGCUCGGCUGUCUCAGAUGCCUCAGCUCGAAGAUCCGCGUCUCGAGCGCAACGUUCUCUCUCUCGAGCACCCGUUUCGGCACGAAGUAGGUCUUUGUCAAAACGCAGUGAGAUAGGUCGUAGACGUUAUCCUUCACCUCCUACAUCUGCUGUCGAGUCCUCGAUCCACAGCGUUCGUUCCUCAUCUACUCACUCUUCGAUAUCGUCAGCGGGUCCUCUAGAGCCUGAUUACGCGCCUCUGCUAUCUCCAUCGCCUCUACGCGGGAUUGAAGAAGAAAAACGGGGUCGUCGCUUGAAGAAAUCCUCUCAUAUAACCUCCAUGUCGAGGUCCCCCAGUCCCAGUGUCCUUCCGUCUACACCGAGUGAUGUGAAUCCACCCCGGUUCAUCUCCCCUCCGCCCCUCGAAGAGCGAGCGGAGGGAUCGAGAGCUAGCACAAGUAGUAUUCCUAGAGGACGACUGAGAUUUCCUCGUAUCGCUCCUUCUCAUCAGUCGAAGUCUGGUACGCACACCCCUUUGGAACAACGCACUACGCCAGACGUCUUCUCUGCCGAAGACGAGCCAGAGUGGCAUAUUUCUUCUGUUGAAGAUGGACUGUUACAAGCCAACGAGAUGGCUGCUAGUAUGGCCAUGGAUCAAGACUAUUUGACAUCUUCAGAGUCUUAUUUCCAGAGGAACAUAUCUCCGCCGCCUAUCCAAUCUGAAUCUCGCCCACUCUUUCACCAUCGUCCAGGUAGCAUCAUUCAGACAAAGAGUGAAGGCCACAGACGAAGUACUUUUGCCGACCUCGCUCUUGAAACAUCAGUUAUCGAGGUUCCCGAGAAUGUUGCUGAUCGCGAGCCUCGCAGAGGACAUGUCAGUUCUUCAUUGGAGCGCUCUCACCACACUUCACACCAUCAUUUCCAUCAUCCAUACAAUCUCAAGAAACAGAUGCGUGCAGGGAGUACUCCUCCCGCACCUUUGUCUUCUCUGUUAGAUGACGGACAUACCAGCACACUACGUUUUUCGGAGCAUAAGAGUCACUCACACUCUGCUUCGCAUACUCCGUUUUCGGUUUAUUCCCACUCGCAUUCUAGCUCAAGGACGUCUUUUGGACUGCUGGCUUCCGAACAAACGGGGCCUAUCCGUGCAAUGCCUGUCAGUGCGAUGGUCACACCCGUGGUCGUCACCGGCGUAAAUGUGACUUCGGCAGCUGAAGACGUCUAAACAUAUUAACCCAUCUUUUCAAAAAGUAACUUGCUCUAGUAUAAAUUAUUCUUUUUCUCUAUCUAUCUUUUUCCUUUGUGUGUGUACGUCCUAAUUCGCUGUUGUGUCCGAUUCCUGGGACCUGCGCUGCCUGCUCCUUUCCGACUCCCAAUUCGGUUGUAAGCAUCUAUCAUUUUUUGGAUACCUCACCUCAAUUUUGCCUCAUUUGUAUGUCUCUUUUUUCAUGUACCUUCAAGUACGCUGCCAUGCAUACAUAAUUGUGCAUAGUAUUCUAUGAUCCUUGUAACCUCAUGUAGCAAUAAAGUUCACGAUCUUGACC
Lentinula edodes (shiitake mushroom) is the source of this 3094-nucleotide messenger RNA. RefSeq names its product kinase-like domain-containing protein. The transcript is spliced from 2 exons. The record is from RefSeq and is a predicted model, not a curated record. Gene Ontology annotation, biological process: intracellular signal transduction; microtubule cytoskeleton organization; protein phosphorylation. Gene Ontology annotation, molecular function: protein serine/threonine kinase activity; tau-protein kinase activity; ATP binding. NCBI's taxonomy places the organism in Eukaryota, Fungi, Basidiomycota, Agaricomycetes, Agaricales, Omphalotaceae. Bases 85 to 2775 code for a protein of 896 amino acids. Gene Ontology annotation, cellular component: cytoplasm.